GAACGUUGGACAUCUAAAAAGAUAAUGGAAUCGCAGACAACCGUGAAUUUAUAUUGGCUUUGAUGAGACAAUUGGCACGGGCAAGAACUGAGGAUGCAUACGAAAAUGCCCUGCAAAAAGUUAAAGACACUAGCGAGUGGAAGACCAAUAACAGCUUUAAAAGGUGGCUGGAAAACACGUGGAUAAGACACAAAAAGAGAUGGGUAUGGGCAUUCAGAAAAGAGCGUCUGCUUGUUUAUGUUAGCACAAACAAUGGGUUGGAAAGACAAAAUGGGGCUUUCAAACACCAGUAUUUACUGACUUUACGAAAGUAUUCUCUCAGCGCAAUGUUAACAAUUCUUGUAAAUGAAUUUCUUCCUGACAAAUACGAAAGCUACAUCAACGAAAAUACAAAAUGCUCCACAGCAUAUAAGCGUUAUAACAAACAGAUUCCAGAAUUUCUGCAUAAUCGUCCUAACUACCUUAUCGACCAUUGCAUGAAACGUCUUGUUUAUGCUGAAGAUGUACGUUCAAUCGCUUUGGUGGAUGACUCUAUGGGUGCAUUUUUAGUAACCAGUGAAAUGGGAAAGCACAACUAUCAUGUAUAUUUUAGGGCACCUCAUGACACAGAAAUACCUUGCUGCGAGUGUCUUGACUGGCAACGAAACUAUUUACCAUGCAAGCACUUAUUAGCGAUUAUUCAAAAUAAAAAAUUUACAAGUUGGGGAUGGAAAAACCUACCAACAGCAUAUAAAGAUUCUCCAUUUCUGACCUUAGAUGUCGAUAUAUUGUUCAAACCAAUUGAUCAUAUUUUGAAAAGAGUUGACGAUGCUCAGCAAGUUUGUGGUGCAGAAAGUUUUCAUGACCAAGAAAAGAAACAGAAGAAGCUGACAUAA
Xenia sp. Carnegie-2017 is the source of this 875-nucleotide messenger RNA. RefSeq lists its product as uncharacterized. The record is from RefSeq and is a predicted model, not a curated record. Bases 63 to 875 code for a protein of 270 amino acids. Lineage: Eukaryota; Metazoa; Cnidaria; Anthozoa; Malacalcyonacea; Xeniidae. Gene Ontology annotation, molecular function: zinc ion binding. The transcript is spliced from 3 exons.